Molecule: messenger RNA, 2694 nt
Organism: Serpula lacrymans var. lacrymans S7.9
Lineage: Eukaryota; Fungi; Basidiomycota; Agaricomycetes; Boletales; Serpulaceae
Exons: 12
Coding region: 1-2694 (897 amino acids)
Biological process (GO): mitochondrial RNA 5'-end processing
Cellular component (GO): mitochondrial envelope; mitochondrion
Source: RefSeq, a predicted model, not a curated record
AUGAACGGCUUGCUCAAUGUCACCACAAGGGCCCAUGUUUCAGCGGAAUUCGUCUAUUCCAUCGCGAGGAUACAUCGCGUAGCUUUGUCGCGACAUUUCAGCAGUGAAUCCCAAAGUUCAAGUGCGCUGUCCGUAGGACAAGAGACUCCAGCGCCCAAAUACGAAGGAAAAACUCGCAAAAAAAACUCAACGUUCACACAGAAACUACGUUUACUUCGUAAAGAACUCGGUUCUCCUGUCAAACACAAUGUACUUUCUACUGUAAAAGGUUCCAUCAAGCGUACCGAGUCCAGCCAUAAUAACGUGCUCCAAACUCUACAUCAAAGCAUUAUCGCUGAUGCUACAGCAACGGCGAAAUCAAAGAAAAAGAAGCAGAAAAGAAAGGUAGAGAGGGAGAGAGUAGCCGAGCUCCCAGAAGCUUUGAGGGAGAUGUUGACUAGCCUUGCUGCUUCGGGGAGCUUGCAGUCGGAGGGAUGGAAGGACGACUGGGGUGAGGAUAAAUUAAAGCCGCCAAGUCCUUCGGAGGAUGAUGCCUCCCCAGACAACAUGAGACGUCCACCGCCGCAUAUGCGGCAUCCGCUGCCCUAUAUUCGACGUAUCGAGGGAGUUUUAGAGCCAAGGGAAGGAGGUCCCCUUGAAGACCUUCCAUCACCUUCUGAGCAAAAACCGAUUGCGAGACUUGCUCAUGGAUUGGAUCGUGUAUUGUUCAAUCCAGGUGUGCACUGGCUUCAGGAUCCACGGUCGAAAGUGUAUAAUUUCACGCCUUGGUUGGAAUCAAUACCGAACGUAAAGGAUUUCGCUUUUGAGCGAAUAACGGGAUUCAUUAGGAGCUCUCGAGAUCAGGAUCUAUGGGCUCUAGCAAAACAGGAAAACCGCAAAUUUGGAGGUUCUACUUCUUCAAUGACUGGAAUGCUUGGUCAUGUCUACUUCCUGAUUUCUGGGGACAGAGACGUUGACACUAGCUGUCUAAGUAAAAGCUUUCAACGCGAGCCAACAAACUUUACCCCAGGCCAGCGCAUGCCUUCGUCCGUGAUUCUUAAUUACAAGGAUGGUGUCUACGCUAUUGACUCGGAUUCAUCAGACACUUCCGAGAAGAAUAUCCUGACUUGGAUGGGAACGAUGCUCGAGAAGUUUUUAACAGAACCUCGAGAAGAAUUCGUUCGCUACCUUCGUUCUUCUCCUGAAAUCCCUCAGGAAGACAUUGAUCCACGCAGGGAGGCAUAUCGCUAUGCUAAGUCCGAUCGGUUUGUAUUACGUUCACAACUAGAUUGCGUCGAUGGACGGCUACCUGGAACGGGAGUUUUCGAUCUUAAGACUCGUGCUGCAUUGCCCCUCCGUUUGGAUUUAUUCAACUACGAGGAAAAUUCAGGUUACUUGAUACGCACCCUCCAAGGAUCAAUGGAAAGCUUCGAGAAAGAAUAUUAUGAUUUAAUCCGUUCUGCUUUCUUGAAAUAUAGCUUCCAAGCGCGUAUUGGAAAUAUGGAUGGAGUACUGGUUGCAUACCACAACACGGCACGACUUUUUGGCUUCCAGUACGUUCCUCUGGAUGAGAUGGAUUCCCGGCUCUUUGGGGGCCCCGGGCGUGGAGAUCGAGUAUUUGAGAGAUGCAUUCGUCUGCUCGAACAUGUCGCAGAUGAAAUUAUCUCCACUUUCCCUGAGCAGUCUCUGAAAUGCACCUUUGAAACCAAAGAAGGUAGCCAUGUCAUGAAUGUGUUCGUCGAGCCUUCGGAGUGGCACUCUGAGGAACCCUGUCCCAUUGUGCAACUUGAUGUCACAUCUUCGAGCUAUGUCGAUGACAAGCCUGUCAGAAAUGCUCAAGCGGUAGCUUCCAUUGAUAGCUCAUGGCUAGUUCACUGGACAAUUUCUCAAUCGUCCUUAAGCAUGGAAGACAUCCGGUCCAAUUUUGCAUCUGCCCAAGAGCGCAAGUUCCGUGCAUGGAACCUUCCAAGAGGCGUUUCGCUCACCCAGAUGGAAGAAGUGUGGAACAACAUGGUUUUCAACAGACCAGAUGGAGUUGAAGAUGAAAUAAAUACAAAUACAGACGCUGAGAAACCGACAUCAACAUUCGACCCUACCUUCUUCAGGUCAGCCAAGUUCAACAUCAAACAGCUUCGCUCGCUAUCAAAAGCAGGUCGGAGAGAUACGCUGCUCGCUCAGAGUGCUGAAGCGGGGAUGCCAAAGAUCAUAUGGGGACAACCAGAUUCGUUUGAGUUCAUGACCGAGUUGACUGGCGGAAAUGAACCUUUGCAGGAUGAGUGUGUGGAAGGUGUAUCCCAAAGUGCUUCGCAAGAUGCAGGCAUAGUAUCGGAGGAUAUCAUCGAAAAGUCUAACUCGGCGGAUGUGGCAGAACUUCCUGAAGUCGACUUGGACCCAGAGGACAAAGUUGCUACCAUGCAGGGUGAAGGAAAUGCUUUCACCAGCAAUAAUGAUUCAUCAAGUGCAUCCACUGCUGGAAUUGCGGCGUUCGACGAAGCCGCUAAUUUACCCACUGCAAGCGAACAGGCUUUCAUUCGCCCGCCUCAAUUGUCAGAGCACGAUGGCACGGAAGUGACUGAUGUUUCUCCCCCAUCCCCACUCCAGGAUUCUACCUCAGAAUCUCAGCUGGGUCAAAUGCGCCCAAGCGAGACUCGGACCGUUCCAGGCGAAGGAGAAUCACCAGACAUUCUUGGCUCAGACUCCAAGCACUCAUUGUAG